Messenger RNA from Pisolithus orientalis, 2571 nucleotides. RefSeq names its product glycosyltransferase family 8 protein. Bases 1 to 2571 code for a protein of 856 amino acids. Lineage: Eukaryota; Fungi; Basidiomycota; Agaricomycetes; Boletales; Pisolithaceae. The transcript has 4 exons. Gene Ontology annotation, cellular component: cytoplasm. Gene Ontology annotation, molecular function: glycosyltransferase activity. The record is from RefSeq and is a predicted model, not a curated record.
AUGUCUCCACAGUACGCUUUUGUGACCCUUCUCACCUCAGAUUCAUAUCUGCCGGGUGCACUCACCCUCGCUUAUGCUUUGAAGGACGCACACCGGAACCUCCCACCUGAUCAACAGCUACAAUACGACAUCGUCUGUAUCGUAACUCCGGAGACCGUCGAUGUCAGCACACCCAAGCUCCUCAGAAAAGUUUUUGACGUGGUCAUUGGCGUCGAAGUCCUUACCAACCCUGACGACCAAAAGCUUGAUUUACUUGGUCGCCCUGAUUUGGAUACAGUUCUCACCAAGUUACACGUAUUGCGCCUUACGCAGUACUCCAAAGUCACAUUCCUCGACGCAGACGUUCUUCCGGUCCGCCCCUUGUCUCAUCUCUUCAAAAUAGAGCACGAGUUCGCCGCGGCCCCUGAUGUUGGUUGGCCCGAUAUAUUCAACUCCGGUGUAAUGGUUCUUUCUCCUGGCGAGGACAAGUUCAACCAAGUCUACGAUCUCCUUAAUACUCGAGGUAGUUGGGACGGUGGUGAUCAAGGCAUCCUCAACGAAUGGAGGGGUGAUGACUGGCAUAGACUCCGUUUUACGUACAAUACGACUCCAACAGCUUCUUAUACCUACGCCCCCGCUUAUGAACGGUUUGGUUCUCAGAUAUCAGCCAUCCACUUCAUCGGUCCAAACAAGCCCUGGCAUGCUAUUCCGUUUCGUGCUCCUGGCUCCUCUGCGCAAACAUCCACCAACAUGAAAGAACAGCAAUCUUCGGCGUAUCCACCGCCACGCGCAUACGACUAUGGCUCUCUUGUAGAUCGCUGGUUUAACGUAUACGACUCCCACUGUCGUUCGCGGUGUGAGCUGCCUAACCAGGCUUUAGAUAUACCUCGGUAUACUUCUAUAUGGAAUCAACAGAGCAAUGAAAGUUCCCAGGUUGGAGAAUCGACGGGGCUCAUUCUUGGUCUCGAGGAGCUCCGCCGCGUGGCAGUCGGGGGCAUGGGAUCACUAAGCGCCUGUUCAUACGGUCGAACCAACGACGAGGGAGAGUAUAGGAUUAUGCCUCUUGAAGGGCGCUUUCAUCUGAUGCGCCCUCUGACGCGGGUUGAACAUGAGCAACCGGUACAAACGUCACUCACAGUCUCUUCGUCUGACUCAGUCGGAACGGAAGCUCUCACUGGAUUUUUCCCACCCGAGGAUGAGCCAGCAACUCCUGCUCGUCAGGUUGCGUUACUCUCUGCCUUGUCUUCUGAAAUGACGUGCUUACCUACACCUGGUCCAAACGAGCUCCCGGCCGCCCCUCAUGUGCGACUAUUGUCCCUUCCACCCACUCCCCUUCACUACGACCCUGCUUCUUCUCGCCAACCUUCCGUCAUUGCUGCUGAUUCGCCGCAACCACAGGUUGGAAUGUUACCCACUCCUUUAUCAUCUCCCCCCUUGCAGUGGAAUCCAGCUGUCCUAUCUCCCAAUAAUCUGACUCCAUCGGCUCCUCAAACGACCACCUACUUCUCUAAUUUCUGGGGUCAUUACCGCGUUGUGCAAUCCAAAAUUGCACCCAGUCGCACUGAACCACUAGAAGAACCCGCUGCAGCUGACAAACAACACCUCUUACUUCGUCAAGGCUCGUAUUGCAAUGACAUAAGCGAAGAGAGAUCACCAGCUCCUGAUCCGACCAAGGUAAAGCGUGUCUUCGCGUGGGAGGAGCGAGAAUUUGCUCCUAGACGGGUUUUCCCUGAAGACAAGGCCCCGCUCUCCAAUACCCUUUCUCCCCUCCACCUUUCUGCCACCACUGCCACCCAAUACACUCCGAACAGAGGAGUUAUUCCUCAGUCUGCCAAACCGUCCCCUUUGGGGGAUAUCUUUUAUAAAGAGAAUGCAUGGGACUAUAUGCCUCAUAGUCGGAAAUUUCCUCUUAAAGCUCGUCCUGGAUCUAAAUCCUCGGUUCCAACUUCAAGGUUGAAGUCCCACCAACUAUUGGAAGCAGAGAGCCAAGAUGGAGACGUUGAGGAUGAAUGUGAUGCGGAGUCAGCAAAUGAGGAGCAACUGCCGGGAGAGUGUAUGGUAAUGCAUAAUGUUGGAGGCGUGUGGUAUCGAUCUAUCGGAGUGCAGACUUAUCCUAGGGCGGGCGUACGAGUUGCAGUGGACCCCUUGAGGAUGACGUCACGGUCUCGCGAGGUGAGCAAUAGCUCCCAGCGACCUGGCUUCCUUGCUACUGGGUCUAAUAUGUUCUCCUCUCUCCUGGUGGAAGACGUUCCCGAACCUAACGUACACCGGCCCUUUGCAUCGUCCCGGAUCAUGAUAUCGCAGGGCGUCUCUGCGACCCCAGGCGACGCUGGUCCAAUCCCAAGUUCAACACCAUUAGACACACCUACCCGCUUGCCCCCCAUCAGCAAACACAGAACGGGUGGCCUCUCAGCUUCACCCAGAUUGCACGUUAGCGAUGUAUUCACUUCUCCGUUGCCUCACAGAGCACGACCUGUUACCCCAACCCGAAAGGGGUCCCGCAUUUGGGAAUUUGCUCGUGAUGUUGAAGCAGUCAAGCGGGCAUCUGAAGCGGCCAUAUCCAGGCUUUCGGGUGUCCAACACGGCGAGUAG